AAAAAAACUAGCCGUUGGAGUCGCCAAUACUUCCUCUCUUUCUCUCACUUGAAUCGGAAAAUAGGUCGUUGUCUGAAACAUAACGUUCCAAUCUAACCAUCGCCCUCUAAUAACCCUUCAGAAGCAGCUGUAUGUUUCUGCAAGAACAAAUACUUGUUUAGGUUCCAAGAAGCAAACAGAAGAAAGAAUUGGGUUUAAGAAAUGGGUGAAUCGACUUCAGCUUGUCUUGUACGGUCCUUCUCUCAACCUUCUCAAGAACGCAGUGAGGAAAAUUCCUCAUUACAGGGAGAUCCUUUACGUGCACUAACAGCAUCAGUAUCAUUUGGAAGAUUUAUGAAUGAAUCCCUGGCUUGGGAGAAGUGGUCAUCGUUUACUCACAAUCGGUAUCAAGAGGAAGUUGAGAAGUACUCAAGGCCUGGUUCAGUUGCUGAGAAGAAAGCUUACUUUGAGGCUCAAUUCAAGAAAGCAGCUGCUAAAAAAGCAGCAGCUUUGCUCGAGCAGCAGAAUGCAGCAGUUGGCGUGUCCUCUGAUCUGAAUGUGACAAAUCAAACCAGUGAUCAUUCCACUGUGAACCCUGAGUUGGCAGGGACAAGCAGUUAUGUGGGUGCUGAUGAAGCACAGAGAGAAGAGGGGGAUGUGACAAAUCAACCCAUUGAUGAUUCCCCAAUGGAAUCUGAGGUCGCUGAAGAAGCACUGGGAGGAGAGGGCCAUCUAAAUGUGACAAAUCCAAACCUUGAUCAUCGCUCAACCUGCUCUGAGUUGCCAGAGAAUAGCAGCUAUGUGGGCGUUGAAGAAGCACAGGGAGAUGAUGGGGAUAAUACAUCUACUUUUGGCAGCUAUGCUACUCACAAAAAAAGUAACUUAGAACUUGCUGAGACUGAAAACUCAGCAGAACAAUCUUAUCCAAUAGAGAAUGAAGUCAAGUCAUUGAAUCAGGCGGAAAAUGUUGUUGUAAAGGUCAAUGAGAAUAUAGUCCAACUGAAGAAGAAGACGCAAACAAAGAAACCACUGUCCACAACGAGUAGAUUAACAAAUAACAAUGAAUCAUCAAAGUUGAGAUCUCGUGUCAAACCGAUGACAGCUCUGCCACUGAAAGUGACUGAUAAUAGAAAGAAUGGAAAAGACGCGAUUGACAAAAAGCGAUCAAAUCCAAAAUCUCUUCAGACGCUAAUCAAAUUUUCUUCUCACAAAGAGGAAACAAAUAAAACAUUGUCUCCAAUUCUUGAGAAGAUAGUGAAUUCAAGACUUGUCAGAUCCAUCACCAAAACAUCUAGAGACAGCAAAGUUCAAGAGAUUUCAGCUCUGGCAUCUGUAAGUGAGAUAUCAAAGCGCACUUCUGAAACCCCUCAACGAGAAAAUAGAAGGAAUACAACAAAGAUUGACCAACCAUUCUGUAGAAGCAGAACAGAAAAGGGUGAAUUGCUAUCACACUCAGGAAAUUUUGAAUCAAUAAACGAGAAUGGAAACAGAACAUGUUCCCGUACUGUAUUUUCUCCUUUCAGCUUAAGAAGUGAAGAAAGAGCAGCAAAGCGAAGAGAGUUCUUUCAGAAGCUAGAACAAAAGCUGAACACAAAGGAAGCAGAAAAGCAGAAGCUACAUGCCAAACCAAAGGAGAAAGCCACCAGUAGUUCUAAAGAAUUUAUAUCAAGAGCUAAACCAACUCCAAGUAUUCAUCAUGAAAGAGAAUCAUUUACUAAUCAAACGAAAAAGGUGAAAGCCACUAGUAGUUCUAAAGUGCUUACAUCAAGAGCUAAACCAAAUGCAAGCAUUCAGCAUGAAAGAGAAUCAUUUACUAAUCAAACGACAAAGGAGAAAGCCACUAGUAGUUCUAAAGUUCAUACAUCAAGAGCUAAACCAAAUGCAAGCAUUCAUCGUGAAAGAGAAUCGUCAAGUAAUCAAAUGAAGAAGGACAAAGCUACUAGUAGUAGUUUUAAAGUGCUUACAUCAAGAGCUAAACCAAAUGCAAGCAUUCAUCAUGAAAGAGAAUUGUCAAGUUAUCAAAUGAAGAUGCCGCGGCAACCUUGCUCACCAAAAUUCAGUAGGAAGCCAGUGUCAGAAGUCCAGGACAACAAACGUCGACAACCCUGGAGGCUUUUGGGGAAGCCUGAUGGAUCAAAAGAUGUUAAAAGGGAAAACAACGUUCCAAAUCAUUUCCCAGUGAAAGGUAGAUCACACAAUCCCAAAUCUUUUGUCCGUGGGAGUACGCAGGAAAAUGCUUCGCCAAAUAUCCAAGUUUAAGACAGCUGCUGAUCCAUAAAGAGCAUUUUUUUCCUAACAUUAAACAAAAUGCUGCUGCUUUUCAAUUUUAAAGUUGCGGAGGCUGCAGAUUGUGCAUACAUCACUUAUAGGUUGUUAAGACAUUGCUCCAAAUGUCUAAUUCAAUUGUCUUUCCAGUCGAGUGGUGAAAUUCUGCAUGUUCCAUUUAUCAAUAUUGAUAUUGACACUCCUAUCACAAUCAUUUGUUGGACAACAAUAGAAUGUAAAUAAUAUAUGCUUUUGGUCU
Molecule: messenger RNA, 2503 nt
Organism: Nicotiana tabacum (common tobacco)
Lineage: Eukaryota; Viridiplantae; Streptophyta; Magnoliopsida; Solanales; Solanaceae
Product: protein WVD2-like 7
Source: RefSeq, a predicted model, not a curated record